AUAUAGUCAUUAACACUUUUUUUCUGUUCUUUGAAAACACAGAAUAUUCUCCAACCCCUUCCAAAAACCCUAAACCCUAAACCUUUGCCCACCCAUAUUAGGAAUGAAAAAAGAAUAUGUUUUGAACGAUUCCCCAAAACCCCUGCGUACUAAAAACACAUUUCAACUUAAUUAAAUAUCGAAGUUGAAAGGCAGGCAGUGCGAUUGGUAUUUCACCGAUAUUUUUCAUAUCAACGGCGGAGUUCGAAUGGAGAGGAAAAGAGCAAAGACUGAUGAUGCAGAUGAGCUUCAAAAUGUGGACUAUAAUCUUGUAAUGUCUAUGGAGCGUUUGCAGGAGGCGCAGGAUGAUUUGGAUCAGGCAAAUGAAGCAGCAAAUGACAAGGUGCUAGAGAUCGAACAGGUUUACAUGGAAAAAAGAAGACCUAUUUAUCAAAGGCGCAAUGAAGUGAUACAAAAGAUUCCAGAGUUUUGGCUUACAGCAUUCUUGAGUCAUCCACAUUUACGUGACCUUCUGACUGAGGAAGAUCAAAAGGCAUUCAAGUAUCUUCAGUCUCUCAAUGUCGAAGACUUGGGUGACAUUAAAUCGGGCUACAAGAUUACUUUUGAGUUUGGUCCAAAUCCAUAUUUUGAAGACAAUAAAUUAUGUAAGGUUUUCAAAUAUGGGGAUGAUGCUUCAACAACAGAAUCUGGCAAUGCUCCGCAUUGGAAAGAUGGAAUGGAUCUGACAAAACCAAAAAAAACUGAAACAAAAGAAAAGAAGAGGCCAAGGAAAACAGACAGCUUUUUCAACUGGUUCAGUGAACAUGUUGAAGAAGAGUUGGUAGUUGGAAUGAUGCAAGAUGAGAUAGCUGAUAUAAUCAAGGAUGACCUUUGGGUUAACCCCUUAAGAUAUUUCAACAAUGAAAAUGGAAGUGACUCAGAUGAUGAUGAAGGUGAUGAUGACGAAGGUGAUGAUGAUGAAGAAGAAGAUGAGGAUAGUGAUGAAGAUGAUGAGUGAUUGAAAUUGAUUUUGUUUUUUCCUCAGAUUAUGACAGAUCAACACAUUCUUCACAAAAUUUUGUUAAUUUUGAAAGUUGGCUGUUUUGCCUGGUCAAUUUUUUAAAGGAAAAUUUUAGUCACAAGUUGCAGAAGACAAUGUCUAGAAAGAUAGUUUCUUUCUUGCAUGUACUGACAAUUUAUCUGUAGGAAUGUCUCACAAAAUGUCCCCUUUUUGAAGGGGAUCAUGCUUAAACGGACACUUCAAGUGGAGUUUGCUUGCUAUCAUAUGAAGUUUUUAAAAUGUUUUGCAAAAAAUUAGUGCCUAUGUAGGAUAUAUAUUUAAAAUGACCCUGCCCAUUUGUAUGUUUUUAAUCUAAAGAUCAUUUAUA
Cryptomeria japonica (Japanese cedar) is the source of this 1367-nucleotide messenger RNA. RefSeq names its product NAP1-related protein 2. Gene Ontology annotation, biological process: nucleosome assembly. Gene Ontology annotation, molecular function: histone binding; chromatin binding. Gene Ontology annotation, cellular component: nucleus; chromatin. The record is from RefSeq and is a predicted model, not a curated record. The transcript is spliced from 10 exons. Bases 248 to 997 code for a protein of 249 amino acids. Lineage: Eukaryota; Viridiplantae; Streptophyta; Pinopsida; Cupressales; Cupressaceae.